This is a messenger RNA of Sparassis crispa, 1389 nucleotides long. RefSeq names its product DUF1212-domain-containing protein. The record is from RefSeq and is a predicted model, not a curated record. The transcript has 9 exons. The coding region runs from base 1 to 1389 and encodes 462 amino acids. Lineage: Eukaryota; Fungi; Basidiomycota; Agaricomycetes; Polyporales; Sparassidaceae.
AUGUUGGGGAUAGGAUUUAAAGUUAGCGGCACUGCCGGCUCGAAGUUUCGCUUUGAUCCUCCCGGCCAUAUGCAACGUCAGGCAAUAGUGAUCCACGAUUGUCACGGCGCGGACAUUAGAAAAGACAGGCUACUCGAGCUGCGAAGUACAUUGGAAGAUUGUUACGACUGGACGGAGGAAACUUUUAUCACAAGGUCUGAAGUAGAAGAAGACGAUUGGAUUCUGCUUUCCGCCGCGCGGAUUUUGGAGGUCGAUGCCGAAUUCAUUCGCAUUCCCGGUGUCAUUAUUUGCUCCUUCGGUGACCAGGAUACGAAGACCUCAGAGAUGCACUUCGUGAAGUGUGCCGGUCGUCUCGCGCUUGGCAGCCUUCAUGAAGUCCACCAAAUUUAUCGUAUCAAGGCAACGGAACAGCUCAAUGUGCUGCUUGAUUCGAAUCCGCUCUAUGGCGCGAUAUUUCGCAGUUCCCUGGCGUUCUUCAUCUCCGCCUUGAUUUGCCCACUUGCAUUUGGUGGAUCUUUUUGGAUAUGUGGAUUGCUGGAGCAGUUGUAUGCGAAUGUCUUCGAAAUCACCGUCACCAUCUUCAUCUCCUUCCUCGCCCGCGGUCUGAGCAGUAUUCGCAGUCAGAUAAUCUGCUACACUGCCGUUUCCUCUGCCGGUAUCGUCGGUAUUCUUCCGGGUUAUUCUUCCGGAAUACCUCAUUCCGUGAAGAUGGUUUAUGCUUUGAUUUAUACACUAUUCUUGGGUUUCGGCUUACAGAUUGGUUCUGAUCUCUAUCUACUCUUCGACCAAGGUGCCCGCCAUGACCUCGCAACUCUGGCGGCUCGCAUGACGACUGCGGUCACUAUCGCCGGUGCCUUCCUCGCCGAUAAUGCCACCACAACAACCAACGCUACUGACGGCGCGAGCGAGUUACAAGGAACCUUCACUUUCACGAACUCUACACCUUACAUCGUCGAGCACAUCAUCACAGGCUGCUACACCUCUUUCCCCAUCGACAUCCCCCGCUACGCCGUAAACGGAGGGAGACACCAUUUACUCAGGGAUUGUCCGCGAGAACGUUCCUCGUGCUCGGCCUGCGCCCACUCAUGCUCCUCCGCCAUCCGCCGGCUUUCCUCGAGCACCCGGCUCAGCACCUCGUCUUCGUCCUCACUGUCCCCACCACCGUCUCCUGCACCGCCGCCGUCUGACGACGCCCCUCCUCCGCCUCUUCCUCCGCCGCCUUUCUUGUCCGCUCCGCCCGCUCGUCCUCGACCAACGCGCACACCUUCGCGACCAGCUCCGCCUUCUACACCGCCAAUCGCGCAUUCCGGGGCACCGACAGCUGCCUCAGCUGCUACUCAAUCAGGUCCCCGCGGCGCACGAGCUCGCGCAUGCUGCGAGUUCGCCUAG